Mucor mucedo is the source of this 1306-nucleotide messenger RNA. RefSeq lists its product as uncharacterized. The record is from RefSeq and is a predicted model, not a curated record. The transcript is spliced from 6 exons. The coding region runs from base 125 to 856 and encodes 243 amino acids. NCBI's taxonomy places the organism in Eukaryota, Fungi, Mucoromycota, Mucoromycetes, Mucorales, Mucoraceae.
CGUCAAUAAUAAUGUUGUUACACGACGCACACACACCUUUUUUUAUUUUUUUAUUUCUUUCUCUCCUUCUUUUUCUUCUUCUUACACACACACACACACACACAUACACAUUUAAAAAAAAGGGAUGUUACAGGAAUACCCAACACAGAUUCAGCCACGUUCUUCGUCUACAAGAAGAAGCCAAGAUGCCUUUGAUUUACAAGAUUCGUCAAAUAAAGUGGAUGCAGAAGCCAGCCGUAUCUUGAUUGACUUGGCCAACCAAGACACAUCCUUACAACAUUUGAUGGGUUCUUCUUCGCACUCGUUGGAUACAAAGUUCAAAAGAAGGAUAUCCAGCAAAGGAGAUAUUAAAGUGUCACUACCAAUAAAGACAGACGCCAAUCUUCACUUACAGCAAGAACGUGGUCAGCCGGAUCCCAUCAUGUUACUGGCUGCGGCAGCUGCUGUCAUUGACGAUGAAGGCAAAUACAAGAAACGAGCCUAUGAGCGACGGGAAAUCAAGCUGCAUGGACGACACGGUUCAGUAAAGAGAAAGUCGUUUACGUACGGAUCCAACGAUGACAGUGAUAGCAGGUCAUCGCUCUUACACCGUCGUCACAGUGAAAGACGUCAUCGUCACCAGCGACCCUCGGUAUCGGUGGACGACACGUGGCCAACAUCCACAGUCAAUCCUAUAUCAACAGAAGAAGAAGAAGUGAAAGGGAAUGAGUCACAAUCUGAGGGAACACAUGCAUUUUCCUGGCAGUACUUAUCCAUGAAACAGAAUCCGCGUAUUAAAAGAAAUGCUAUGCAUGCGUACAUCACAUACAUGAUAUAUACAGAUAUGGCUCAAGAACAGCGAGUAAGUGGGAUAUAAAAAAAAAUAUAAAGAGGUGUAACCAUUGUGUAAUAAUCAGUGAUUUAGCAUCAUCAUCCUUCCUCUUCCUCGUCGUCGUAUCCCAUGGAGGAGGAAACCAAGGAAACCUUUGUCCCUCAUGGCAACGGAAUGCAUAGCAACGAUUGGUACUCCAAGCAACAAUCGAUGCAAUCUUACAGAUUACCUCCUUCUCCCCGGCAACGGCAUGAUCCUCCGACUAACACCGAAUCCAUCAUUGGUAGGCCUUUGACCGAUUUCUUGUUUCAGAGAAAUAAUACAACACCCACAACAAACAAUAGAUUAUCUAAUCAUUUCUUUGAGUAAUAAAUUCAACUUUUUUUUUUUGAAGCACACUCCCGUCCAUGAAUGAAGCAUUUGGGGUGAUACCCGAAAAAAGAAAGAAAAAAAAAGAAAAGAGCCUUUUUGUACUACAAUAACUUUAUGAUAAAA